Messenger RNA from Paramuricea clavata, 5837 nucleotides. NCBI's taxonomy places the organism in Eukaryota, Metazoa, Cnidaria, Anthozoa, Malacalcyonacea, Plexauridae. The record is from the annotation of a GenBank genome assembly.
UAAUAUACACGUGUGGAAUGUAAACAUAUAUUGUUGGCGAGGAAAACUGUAAUAUUUUGCUUUUAUCGCAAAUACGACUCCAGAAUUUUAUUUUUUUGAUGGGAAAUGGCUUUGGAUGGUCUGAAGAUGAAGGGUAACAAUGGCUGGAGUUGCAAAUUUAGUUUGGAGAAUGCAAAAACAUCACAUCAAUGUAAGCGAAACGCGCGGAAUAUUAUUAAUAUAGAAAUGUAUUUAUUAUAAAAUAUUGUGUGUAUGCAUAGACUUCUGGUCAUACUAAUCUGGUCAUACAUGUAUUUUAAAUGCGCCCUACUUUAUUAUUUUUCUCUGUCUAACUCUAGACGAUGUUACUCGUCAAGGGGAGAGUGCUGCCACUCAAUGGGUUAAUUUAAUAUUAACGAUUAACUUUGAUUUUUCAAUAGUGCCAAUAAUUAUUGGAAAACCUAAGAUCAGUUACUCUACACUGAAACAGUUAUGUUCAAUCGAAGGUCUUGGAAAUAGGUAAAAAUUGACAAAUUUACACAAUAUGGAGGCACGUCAUCCCUCAAGCACAUCAUCUCUCUGAUGGGCCAAUAUUAAUGUGACAGUCUACUUUAUAUCACAUUUAUACACAAAACAAAUUAUCUGAUGAACUAUCGUAUUUUGCCCAAAUUUGUCCAGAGAAAUCUGUCUGGUGUGAAUCAGUUAUCAACUAAUUGUGCUUUUUAAUUGUUUAAUACACAGAAGGAGUGAUUCAUCAAAAGAUGCUCAUGAUACAUUUAUGAAAAACUACUCCAAAAUUUUGAAAUCUUCAGAAGAAAAAUUGCCAGCUCUAGAUCUUAAACCACAUGCAAAUGGCAAUGGGUAAUUUCUCAAAAUCUUCAAGAAUCUUAAUGCAUCGGUCCAGCACUAUUUUCCACCCUAAAACUAUGAUACCCUUAUUUUCCUAGAAAGCUGGAUUAUAAUUCUCAUAAUGGGGCAGAAACGUCUCUGAUUCCACAUGGUACGGAAAAAUAAUGUAGAAUUCUUGCUUGUAACAUUGUACAAUAUAUGCGUCAUCGCAAUAAUACGCGCUUAUUCAAAACGAAUAAUUAAUUUGCGCAAACGAGUUAUAUUAAAUUCUGAAAACAAACUGAUAAAUAAUUGUCAAAGAAAAUGUGAAUGAAUUGUUUAAUCAAUACUGUAGCUAAUUGAUAUAGCCUCGAUUUUCAUGGGAAAAACAUUUAUAUCUUUCUAGACUUUGUGUUAGAGUAGUUGUUUACUUGUUUUGAAUUCUCAAUUCAGAUCAUCGUCAAGCGCAUUAUUGUCCCAGCUCCAAUUAUGCAACAAGUCACAACAUCCGUGAACAUCUCGCUCUGCUACACAAACAACACGUGACCCACACAAAGGAUGGAAUACUGAAUGCUAAAUCUCAUUCAUUGAAACGACUUCUCCGAAAAUUGUAGGUUAUAACAAAUUAAUUAACCUCAACUAACCUUAAUUAGUCUUAAUUAACUUGCUAAUUAACAGCUAAUCAUUGGACAACUUGCAUGUUAGACUAAAUUUUAAUCUAAGUAAAGAGAAGGGAAUCAAACACAACAGUUAAAAAGAACAUAAUGAAAUUUGUAAACUGCAAAAUUUGGUUGCGAAAUCGGUUGUAAAAUACAGAAAAUAUAGCCUUGCAAAGUUUGCAUAUUUUCAGUAUAUUUGUAUUACGUGCGGAAAUUGUUACCUUUUACCAUGUUCGGCUCAAAAAUGGUAACAAUUUCCGCACGUAAUACUGUAGAAACAUACUGAAAAUAUGCAAAUACUGAAAACAUUUCGUAACCAAAUUUUGCAAUUUUACUGAUUUUAAUAAGUUUUUUACGGGAAUUUAAUUUUUUUGCCUAAAUCAAAAAUUAGUCUAACAUGCAAGUUGUCUAUUAAACCAUUGAGUCAUGUUGCGCCCUACUUUAUUAUUUCAUUAUAUAUUUUAUACUCUGUCUAACGGCAAACGUCAAACCGCUGACGAAUUGUUUGAUUUUACAACUUGAGUCUAUCUGACAUUGCGAAAUUUGAACGAACUAUAUUUUGAGAUAUAGAUUUUUUUCUUAAUCAGGCCAUUUGAACGCACACGGAGCGACCAAGAAGCAAUCUACCAAGAUUUGCAGUAUUUCACAGAACUAACGUCACGAAUUCCUUUGAAAAUCUUACGAGAACUUUCCACGGUUAUUCAACUUGAGAAAUGGAAUAAUACCGGCUACACUGGUAAUAUUUUAAACAUUUACCUUAAGACAGUUCGUUUCUCUUAUUUAUGGUAUAUAUUUGCAUGUAGUGUGUUUUAAUAGUAAUACUCUUAUAAUGGUAGUUCAACAAGUUUAUUCUUUCCAAAUGUCAUCUUGAAGAAGUACUGUUUCAUAAAAGUCUAUAACUUUAGACUUUUAUGAAACAGUACUUCUUCAAGUCUGAACAUCUGGAAAACCAUCUUAGUAUUGAAUUCUUAUUUUGUAGUAUUCGGCCACAAUGAACUCUAUCUCAUACUAAAAGGAAGUGUGAUACCAUGUAAUGAAAAGAAUGUUGCGCACUGUGACGAAGAUAUAGAGUCGGAAAAGGUUUUUAUUGUACAUUUUUUCGGAAAAAGGUUUAGGCCAAGAGCAGUGGAUAGCUCUAUAAAGCCCCGUUUACACUAUGCUCCAUUUUUGGUACCGUACCACUUUUUUGGUUCUUGUACCAGUACUACCUAAAUAGGUAGUCCAAGAACCAAAAAAGUGGUACGCGGGUACCAAUUUUAUCCGUGCCGUACCAAAAAUUGAGCGUAGUGUAAACGGGGCUUCAGUUGUAAUCUGUUCUCUCUAAAAGUCCAGAAAGGGUCAUCUCUAAAGGCCGUUUUCCACUAGGCGAAUUUUUUCGCGCGACGCGAAGCGAAAACCGAAAUCCGGCAACGUGAUUGGUCGGCGAAAAAAUUCGCGGCGAAAAAGUAGGAUCGCUUCCUACUUUUUAUCUGUUCGCGCGAAUAAAUUCGCCUAGUGGAAAACGGCCUUAACUGGUCUGGUAUUACAGGAGGAAAGUUAACAUGAUAUUCGGAGAAAACGUGCGGUGUUUUGCAGAGUCAAACGUUGGAUAAAAGAAAUUUUCCAUGCAUGAUCAACCUCCUUUCACAUGCGACUGAAAUUUGAAUCGUACCUGGGCGAACUAUCUACUUUGCCACCAAACCCUUACACCUGGAUCUCAAUUUAUUAAGUAGGUAAACUCCUACAAGGCCACACCAACUGGAUCAUCAAUUUUAACUUUUUAUUAUUUUUAGCUAGUUGCUGGACAGUGCUUCGGUACGCUACAUCCACCCGAAUCCGAUAACAGUUUUGAUCACAGCAACGCAAGGUAUUCAUAGUAAAAAUACAAAUUAUAAAAUGUUUUUUCCAUAUAGAACUCUUUAUAUAUGUUAGUCAUGUACUACACGUUUCUAUAUAAAUAUUAUUUUUUACAGAAUUUCUUCCGUGAUGACAUUAGAACCUUGUGAAUUUGUGAAAAUUUCGGCAAGAGAUUUCAAAAAAAUGAAACAGGUAGUUAACACAUGUAUUCCGUAUCUCAUUCCAAAAAGAACUAUUUAAUUUAAGGAGGGUUUUCAUUUGGUCGUGGUCAGGCCAUGAUCGCCGAUAGAAUGGUCUAUAUCUUUUCUGUUUAUGCUGUAUGUAAUUCAGUCUUUACAAUGGUCACCGACUAUAGACACAAGGAAACAAGGCGUACCCAGGCUCUUUCCACUACGCUCCAGCGAGGAGCGUGGUGGAGGUUGGGCUUUAUGUGACGUUGUGAAACUCAUUAAACUCAUUAAUAAACUCAUUAAACUCAUUACAUAAACUUGAAGAACAUAAGUUGAAGUUCUCACCAAUAUCAUUAAUUUAUUUUAUUAAAUUGUUAAAGAAUACGAAUGUUCUCAUCAAGACAUGUCACAAGCCAUUCACAACAUUCGCGUUCGUGUUGUAUCUGAUAUCCGACCUUUGCUUAUGUUGAACAUUCGAAUAUUUAUUUUAGCUUGUUGAUAGCAAAGUAACGAAUCAAAAUUUGGAACUGAUGCAAUCGUGCAGACUGUUUGAAAAUUGUUCCAAGGUUGCUUUGGGAAAGAUUGUCGACCUCAUUCGGUGGAAACACUUUCGCCCUGGAACAGGUUGGCAUAAUUUGGAAUUUGAAUGACAAGGAUUUAGACUAGUCAGAGAAUUUCCUAUUUCUUUACUUUCAUUAGUUCUCGUAAACGAAGGUGAGUCGUGUCGGGUUAUUGGGUUUAUCAGCGAAGGAACUUGCAAUCUGAAACGAUGCGUCGACGUGGCCAAGGCCAACAGAGAUGGAACAAAGGUGUGUUGUUAUCCCAAGCAAUUUUGUCUCUUGAGAAGCUUACAGUUUCACUCUACCGAACACCACAUUUCUCAAUGUACUCUGGUUUUGCCCUGUGGUAACACUGAAAAUGAGCCUUUCUGGACCUGUAGGAGAACAGUUUGGAACUGAUAGAGCUAUCCAGUAUGAAUAAAUUUAGUUUAGGUUUCCUCCUGUAGUAAUAUUGGAUCAAUAAGAGAUGAACCUUACUGAACCUCUACGGAGAACAGUUCAGAACUGAUAGAGUUAUCCAUCUAUAAAUAAAGUUAGUUUAGUUUAGGAUUCUUCCUGUAUUAAAAUUAUAGUCCAUUAAGAGGUGAUCCUUUACUGGACCUCUAGGGCGAACAGUUUAGAAUAUUGACAGAGCUAUCCAGUAUAAAUAACGUUUAGCUUUGUUAAGCAUAUUUAACAUUUAUAUUUAAGGAUCGUUGUCAGAAACAAGUGAUCGUUGGUAAGUUGGGUCCAGGCGAUUCGUUUGGUGAGUGUACUGUGUUACGAAAGAAACGGAUAGCUUACUCCGUAGUCACUUCGUCUUAUGUUCAGCUGGGUGUGAUCUCACAGCAUGAUUUUAAUGGUAGGUAGUGUAUGAUUUAAUGGUUAAGUUUGCAUAAUUGGGGUUACAUAAUUGGGGGUGAUAACGAUGGUAGUUAUUGUAGUGGUUAGGAUGAUGGUGGUUUAUAUGGUGCAAAGUUAUGGUGGAAAUAGUUGGCUGUAAUGAUGGUAUGGUGGUGUGUUUAUGAAUAUGAUGGUAGUAGUGAUGAUGAUGAUGGUGGUGGUGAUGAUGGUGUGACGGUGAUGGAUGUAGCGGUGAUGUUAAUACACUAAAUGAGGUGGUAAUAGUUAUUCAUAAAUAUUCCUCCUAGAUGUUGAUGAAAUCACAAAGUCUCUUCUAUCACAAUGUUACGAAGCUAUGGACAACAAUUUAGGAGAGGUAACAACGUCUUUGCUCAGUUAAAUAAUACUAUACGUAUUGUAUAAACGUUACUGUACACGUAGUAGCGAUCUCUCUUUUUAUCAAUUUAGGAAGAUCUUCAGAAACAAUAUAUUGAACAACAGAAACAACAAGAAUGGAGAAAAUUCAAGGUUCUUGUUUCUUCUAAAUAUCAGUAUCGAUUCUAUUUGAAGGUGUCGUUGAUGGCGCAUCGAUUAUAGUCCAGGAUAUAGAUUCAUGUCUUGAUGUUUAUGGGUUAGGGUCAGGGUAAGGAUUAGGGUCAGCAUUCAUAAACUGCAUGCGAAACAUGAAUCUAUAUAAUCACAGUUCAGGUGCUUUCGUCAGAGUAAUUCCGCCUCAUUCGCAUGAACAUGCAAGAAGGGUAUACCGGUAACCCUAUCUCUGGGGAGAACAGCUUAGUACUGACAGAGCUAUCCAGUAUUAUCAAUAUAAACAACGGUUAGUUUUGUUUAAUAUCGAUAGACUAACCUCAUUCUCUUUGUAGAGAAAUGUUGUUCACGAAGUCAUUUUCCAUCGAUCAAUUCUUCCUGGUUAUGGCAAAUGGAGUCGAAAUCCCACACUGGAAGAUGUUGCAAAUCUUGCGUAA